Molecule: messenger RNA, 2778 nt
Organism: Seminavis robusta
Lineage: Eukaryota; Bacillariophyta; Bacillariophyceae; Naviculales; Naviculaceae
Source: the annotation of a GenBank genome assembly
CAGUUUUGCUGGUGCUGUACUUCUACUUUUACUGAAAUCCAGUGUCGGAAGCCCAAUACUUCUAUUAUAUCCCUCUAUCCAUCACAAUUCAAUUCUAAAGAGAGCUUCAAAAGCAAGUCUUCUUUUCAAAAAAGCAAGUCCGCGCUUUGGUUCGUUCAGUUAGUUGAACACACACACACACCAGCACCAUGACAGCCCAACAACACCAAGAGCAAGCGGAACGCAGGUUUGUUCGAUUUGCCCAAGAGAGUUCCUUUGAAGUUCGGUAUCUGGAUGUCGACGAAGAAGGCGACGCCCAACGGUCACACAUGUCAGCAGACUUUGCCGAGCGCAAAGAGCGACGAAGACAAGAAGCCGAGGAAUGCAAGUCCAAAGGCUACGGUUUCCUCAUGAUGGAUUCGUUUGAAGAUCCAGUGGCUCACGUCCAGAAACACAUUAAUGCCUUUGCCCGACUCCCGGACAAUGUCUGCGGCCGUGGCUUGGAACGACAAGUCUCCAACAAACAUGACUGGGAACGACGAGAAUGGAGGGCCAAGUGUGUCCAGAAUGUGCUCGCCGCCGAAAGCAAGUUGCGAUUCCAAGGCGGAUGGAAUGACGAAGACAACAUCUGGGAAGAGCUUGCCAAGAUCUCCAAACAAGCCUCUCGAUCGGCCAAACGAUUUGCUCGACGACUGGGCAAGGCGGACGAAGUCGUUGUGCAGCAAGGAGAACUCGAGGACUUGGACGAUGCUCUCACCAUGGUCAACGAAAUCAAAGCAUUCCAAAUGAAGCGAAACUACGAAUCGGUACGCAGUGUGCCGGCUGCAAGUGUACCGGAUUCUCCUGGCGUACGAAGUCUCGGUGGUCGAAGAGCCAGCAUGCAAGACCUUACCAACCGGCCCGGUAUGAGCCAAUCCUUCAGUGGCAGACUACGAAGGACUCCGGCGAGGAGUCUUUCCGACCGUGUGAUCGAUGGAUCCAUCAUCCCCAAACGACACUUGGAGUUUGACAGAACCAGCAGUCCAUUUGAUGACCAGCAGGAUGACAACAAGAGCAGAUCAUCGCAGAGCAGCAGAAAGAAGAGGCGAGAGAGGCGAAAGAGCACUACUUCCUCUACCGCCACUCCCACAACCCCAACUCCCCCCAAGAAGUUUAUCAAACGAUGGAGUUCCUUCAAGAUACUGGACACUAAAACGGAAGACGUGGCCAAAGAACCAUAUUCUCCGCAUCCCACCACCCGCCGAACUAGGCAUGCUCCGAACACUAACACAGCACCCACACAACAAAGCCCAGUCAGAGGCAUGUUGCAACGGUGGAACUCGUGGUCCAUUGGCAACGGUGUUGCCAAGAGGGCUGCGACCACGGAUGAACUCCCCAAGUCACCUGCGACCAGCUACACUUGUUCGUCGUCCAACCACCAAGAAAUUUCUCUCUCGGCGUCCUUUUCGACUCUGUCACAAAUGGUCGUGGACAAAGAGGAGGAUACUGACUUUGAUGACAGCAUGAUUUUCAAUCGCAGACGCACCCAUCAAGCUCCCGCCUAUCCCCCCUCUCUGGCUACUUUGGAAGAGUUGGACAAUUCCUGGACGGAUUCGGGCAACAACAACGGCAACUCCUCCUCCAAGUCGUUUUUUGCCAAGUGGAGUAGCCGUCGCAAGAAGACCGAGUCGUCGGAACAAGAAGAAGGGCCCAUGCGGGAUGACUCUGGUGGCAGUUUGGACCUUACCGAUCUCAACGGCGGCGACGACGAGUCGACGGUGGGCAGCAGGAGCACGCGCUCGCGAAGGAGGCGCACUGACGACUGGUCGCCCAAGGCACCACCCGCCACUCGGUAUUCUUCUUCUCCUCGCAAGCAUUCCGCUACUUCUCCUCGCAAGCAGCAACAACAGAAGGAAACCAUGACCCACAAGAAACUGCAACUCCUCAAGGCGGAACGAUGGGCGUCGUCCAAAUUUGCGCAGUCCACCUCUGCGCUUGGGACGGUCGAUGAGCUGUCUCAGCAAACACAUCAGGAUUGGGCGACCGUUGUGAGUGACAUUCCCAGGGUCACUCGACGACGCGACUUGCACGUUACAUCCAACAACUGGAACUCGGCAUCGGCAUUGCUAGAGACGGAACAGGAAGAGCCAAACCCAGCUGAGUUCACACCCAAGAGGAAACGCACAUUGAAGAGAAUCUUGAGGAGUUGGAGUUCCUCUUCCAGGUUGAUCAAGGUUGUUGAGAGCCCCACCGCCAACAAGAGCCCCGAAGGAGACAACAAGCCAAGGAGAGGCAGGUUGACUCGUUGGAGUUCCCUGGGAGGCCGAAAGAGCUACAACGCUCAAGAUGACUCGUCGACAGUUUUGGGAUCCUCUCAGCACUCGUCCACCCACGGAACCCUCCUCAUGGAGAGCCCGGAAAUGGACAUGAGUCUGCCAGAGCAAACCACAAGGAGACGUCCGGUCCUGCGUCACACCAACUCUACAUCGGCGCUCUUUGCAGAUGAUGGACGAAAGGCGCCGGACAGAACAGAUUCCGAUUCCACGUUGGAGUCGGACUUGACUGCCUUGACACCGCCGGUCACCCCCACCAAGGAACAGAAGUUGAAGCAGAACUUGAUUGUGCGACUAAAGACACGAGGAAAUCUCUUGCAGGGACGCUCGUCCAGACUGUAUCUCGGCCCCAACAAUGGAAGGCGAGCAACCACUACCAACUAAAUCAUUGGGAGCAGUGCGCUAGUAGUUGUAGUAGUGUGGCUAAUUGAAAGUUUAAGCGAAAGUAUUAACCAAGUGAAUCCUAACCGUGCCGUACAGUUCUGUA